AUGUCAAAUAGUAGUGAUAUUUCAAGUGUUCAUAGUAAUGAAUCAUCUGCAUCAUCAUCUAGCAUAAAUGAAAAGCUGCAUUCUGGAUCAGAAGAAUCUAACCAAAAAAUAUUAACAACUUUUGCUGGCUUUGCAGGGAAUGUCAAUAACAUGCUAGGAUCUGUUAGCAUCUAUUCAACACCUGGAAUUGUUUGGCAAACAGUUGAUUCGCCUGGUAUUGCAUUGAUUUUAUGGAUAUUUGGUGGGUUCAUAAGUUCAUGUGGGUCAUUAACUUAUGUCGAGUUUGGAACAAUAACUUUAGAAAGUGGCGGUGAAACUGGUUUUUUCAAGAAAGCAUUUCCUGAACCAAGAUUGCUUGCGAGUUAUCUUUUUAGUUUUGCCUGGAUUUGUGCGAUAAGACCCGCAUCUUUAGGAGCGGCAUUACAGACAGUAGCACAAUACUUUCUGUUUGCUAUUAUACCACAUCCUCCUAAAGAUACAAAUGCAGAAAACUAUUGUCAAGAAUUAUACCAAUUUCAUCAACGAUUAAAUCCAAAUAAUGAAUGGGGGAUCUUAAAAAUUAUUGGAAUAGCGGCGUUGGCGAUUAUCACGCUUUAUCAUAUGCUUUCAAAUGGGUUGGCCAAUAAAAUCAACCAAGCAUUAGCAGUAGUUAAAAUGUUAACUUUGAUCGUCAUAAUAAUUAUUGGAUUUGUUCAACUUAUUAGAACAGAUAUCAGUAAACCAAAUUGGCAAAAUCCAUUUCAAGAUAUAGAAAAUCUUAAAUUACCAAAUCUUGCCAGCGCUUUGAUUUCAGUUUUUUUUGCAUACAAUGGUUGGAACAAUUUGAAUUACUCUUUGGAUGAAUUCAAAGACCCCAAAGGGAAAUUGGUAUACAGUAAUAGUCUUAGCGUUACUGUUGUGACUAUAUUAUAUGCUCUUACAAAUGUUGCCUUCAUCACAGUUGUGAAGUCUGAGGAUGUAAAUAAACCUGGAAAAGAUUUUAAUGAAUUGAUAGCGGGUACUUUUGCUAAAGAAAUAGGCGGUGAAGAUUUUGCAAGAGUAUUAUCUUUCUUUGUUGCUUUAUCUGCUUUUGGUGCCGUAUCUUCCAUGACGUGGAGGUUUCAUCAUAAAAGAUAUACACCAUACAAUGCACUUCUAGUACAAUUUGUCUGGUGUGUGAUGGUAUUUGUUAUUCUUGGAGGAGCAUUCUCUUCUGAUGCAUUCAAAUUACUAUCAGAUUUUGCCACAUAUUUUGCAUGGAUUUUUUACUUUCUUGCUAGUGUUGGUUUAUUGUGGCUUAGAUACAAAGAACCAGAAAUUCUUCGGCCAUUCAAAGUUUGGAUUGUAUUAACAGUCAUACUUGUAUGUUCGGCAAUAUUUAUAAUUAUUGGUAAUGCAAUCGAAUUAGAUAUGCAACCAACACAUCUUACACCCAAUGCUGUUUGUCAAGAAGAUGCAAAAACCAUUAAAAAUUACAUAAAAUCAAUUAUAUGUAUUGGAUGUUUAAUUGUCGGGACUGGUUGUUGUCAACUUAACUAA
Messenger RNA from Entrophospora sp. SA101, 1518 nucleotides. Lineage: Eukaryota; Fungi; Glomeromycota; Glomeromycetes; Entrophosporales; Entrophosporaceae. The record is from the annotation of a GenBank genome assembly.